AUGGAGUACGACCCCAUGAGCCUGGAUGGCAAUGGCGACCUGGCGCCAAAGCAGAUGGAGGUCAAAAUUACAGAGGCCGACAACCACCAUGUCAACUUCAAUCUUGCCAAUGUCGACCUCUCCUUCGCAAAUGCCUUGCGCCGAGUCAUCCUUGCCGAGAUACCAAUCAUGGCCAUCGACCUCGUUGAGAUUGAGGAGAACAGCAGCGUUCUGGCCGAUGAGUUCAUUGCACAUCGCCUUGGCCUGCUCCCACUGAACUCCAAGAACGCCGACGACGUUCUAUAUACCCGUGAUUGCGAAUGCGAACAGUACUGCGAAAUGUGCAGUGUUAAGAUCACUCUCCAUGCGAAGUGCACCACCGAUGGCGAAAUCAUGAAGAUCUAUGCCCGCGACCUUGUUGUCGACCCCAUGCGCCCCAACGAGUGGGUUGGCAACCCCGUCAUCACGGACCCAGACGGCCAGGGACCGUUGAUCGCGAAGCUGCGAGAGGGCCAGGAGCUGAAGUUGACAUGCAUCGCAAAGAAGGGAAUCGCAAAGGAGCACGCAAAGUGGGCGCCUACGGCGGCGGUUGGAUUCGAGUACGAUCCGCACAAUAAACUUGGGCACACCGACCUGUGGUUUGAAGGCAAGGGCGAGGGCGCACGCCCUGAGCAUGAGUGGCCGGAGAGCAAGUACGCCGCAUUCGAGGAACCACCUCAGCCCGGCGAGCCAUUCAAAAUCGAUGCUGUCCCCGAGAAGUUUUACUUCGAGGUCGAGAGCGCUGGUAACCUAGAGCCGGAUGCCAUCAUCCAGCAGGGUAUCAUGGUUAUGCAGCAGAAGCUUGCUGGCUUGAUCCACGGUAUGAGCGAGGGCGACAACGCCGGAGACUACGGCGGCCCUCGCAGCCCUAAUGGCAUGAACGGCGGCGAUCCCUGGCAAGACCAGGGCUUCACCACGCCCUACGGUACUGGCGAUUUCGGGGGAGCGACUUCCUACGGCACCACUACACCCUAUGGCAACCCAGGACAGAAUGGUUACUAG
This is a messenger RNA of Diaporthe batatas, 1020 nucleotides long. RefSeq names its product DNA-directed RNA polymerase II core subunit RPB3. The transcript has 3 exons. Bases 1 to 1020 code for a protein of 339 amino acids. Gene Ontology annotation, molecular function: DNA-directed RNA polymerase activity; protein dimerization activity; DNA binding. The record is from RefSeq and is a predicted model, not a curated record. Gene Ontology annotation, biological process: DNA-templated transcription. Gene Ontology annotation, cellular component: RNA polymerase II, core complex. Lineage: Eukaryota; Fungi; Ascomycota; Sordariomycetes; Diaporthales; Diaporthaceae.